UCGUUCUACAGCACCGAGAUUUCGAGCGAAGCGAACGCCAAUGCCAUCAAUUCAUCCCGGCAAUUAUCAUCAAUUACUGCCAUCUCGAAUCGAAGGAUGGGUCGCAGGGGCAAUACAAUUUUUAAAUAUGGAUCGAAAGAGCUGGGAUGCUCUGAAGUUGGAGCCGCUCGUGAUCAAACGAAAGCGUUCCGUGACAGUGCGAUCAAGUUGCCUUUAGUGCUAAUAGACAUGCUGCUUUCGGUCACUUACCAUCCAAGUCUUCUUCAUGCAUGUCACGUCAUUGGAUAUAGUGUUUCAGGUCAAUAUACUUUUUGUACCAAACUCCUGGAUAAAAGAUGCUACUUUAUACACGAAGCAUGUAUUAACAUAGAAGUACUUCUUGAUAUAUUCAUUAGGUAG
Molecule: messenger RNA, 399 nt
Organism: Zychaea mexicana
Lineage: Eukaryota; Fungi; Mucoromycota; Mucoromycetes; Mucorales; Lichtheimiaceae
Exons: 1
Source: RefSeq, a predicted model, not a curated record